Molecule: messenger RNA, 3191 nt
Organism: Aricia agestis (brown argus)
Lineage: Eukaryota; Metazoa; Arthropoda; Insecta; Lepidoptera; Lycaenidae
Product: transient receptor potential channel pyrexia-like
Exons: 1
Coding region: 2-2953 (983 amino acids)
Biological process (GO): transmembrane transport; monoatomic ion transport
Cellular component (GO): membrane
Molecular function (GO): protein binding; monoatomic ion channel activity
Source: RefSeq, a predicted model, not a curated record
UAUGGACAACUUCGGUUACCGCGAAAUGGGCUGGCCGUCACCUCUGCAGACUCCCACUACGCCCAACAGACGACUCAACAGGAGCUACAGCGGCCGCUCCAGGGAUCCUGAGGAGUUCCCUCUGAGAACCACCUACAAGCAUGCUCGAAAUAUUGAUUUGUUGGAAGCGGCGAUCGAUCCGAGGAAGGGCAAGGAGUAUCUGUUCGUCGGACCCUCUCCCCCUGCAGAUGAUGCUCCGAACAUGUACCACAGCUUCGACGUUCUCGCCCCGGAUCCUGAAGCCAGGCUGACGGAGGAGAUGAUCAGGAGAGCGAUAUGCGAGCGAGCUCUCACUCUAGGCGCCGGGAGAUUCUUCGACGAUCUCGAGUGUGGGCUGAUCACGCUGGAGAACAUAGAGGAGCAUAUCUCGUCGGCCCCGGAGGUUGUAGUCAACUUGACCUUGCUGUGGGCAGCGUUCUUAACGCGUGAUGAGUUAUUACCCUCUAUCAUGGACGCCGGAGCGGAUAUACACUACUCUGAGCCGCUGGGUUUGACUGCACUGCAUGUGGCGUCGUUCAGUGGUGCCAGUAGAUCGGUGUCGUACUUGCUGUCGAUGGGAGCGGAUAUCGAUUAUGCCCCAAGGUAUUUCUCUCCCUUACACUGUGCUGCGUUUGGAAAUUCAUUGGAGGUGGCCGAAAUAUUGAUAGUGAGUGGUGCGUCGUUACAUGGAGUCGUGCAGAGAGCCGGUUGCGAAGACAACCUGGUUCAUUGUGCUGUGAGAAACGACGCUUUGGAGUGCAUGGAGCUGUUUAUUGAGAAGGGCGUAGAUCCAGCGUAUAUAACUUCCGGAGGUCUGAAUGCUCUGCAUCUAGCAGCAGAACUAGGAGCCAGUCGAUGCUUAGCGUUUUUGCUAAAAGAAACUAAGCUCAGUGCAAACGCAGUUACUAAACAAAGGGACAAGGAGUGCACAGCGUUACAUUUAGCUGCCACGAGAGGAUUUACCGAGUGUGUUGAGCUGUUGCUAGCUGAGGGCGCCAAAGCCAAUACAAAGAACUACAGGGGAUCAACUGCAUUACAUCUUGCUGCUAGAUGUUCAAGUGUUGAGUGUGUUGAAGUGCUUCUUCGAGAUGGGAACGCCGACGUGAAUGCAGAAGAUCACGAUAAACGAUCGCCGCUACAUGCCGCCAUUUGUAACUCUGAGCGUGCGUGUGACAUAAUAGACAUGCUCGUCAGCUGGGGAGCGCAAGUCAACAAAAAAGACGACUAUGGUUUUUCUCCCCUGCAUCUUGCCGCUAUGGAUGGUCUCACACAGUGUGUCGAAACCCUUAUAUUCUUGGGAGCUGAUGUGACUUCCAAAUCGAAGCGAGGUCAAACUGCUCUGAGUGUGAUCGUACGUAAGACACCCAAGUCGUUGGCUAUAUUGAGGCACAGCUUGGACAGUGGUAUUUCAAUCAGUCGACCGACAGAAGCGAACGAGGAAGUGCAGGUAGAGUUCGACUUCGGUAAAAUCUUAAAAUACAGUUACCCAAGAGAAAUUACAUAUCUUAACAGCCUCGUAGACGAGGGACAGAAGGAUAUUCUGCAACAUCCACUAUGUUCCGCAUUUCUGUUCAUGAAAUGGCGCAAGAUUCGAAAAUUUUAUUUAGCGAGAUUGAUAUUUUGCUUCCUUUUCGUGACAUUCCUAUCGAUAUACGUGUUGACAGCGCUAGUGAAAACGUGUAAGGGAAAGCACGCGCAGAAAUAUGGGAUAUUGAACGAGAUCUGCCAAAAACAGUCGCUUUUAGGUGACAUUCUCGACGACAACCCGAUCGAGCUCGAGAGGUGGGUGUUAAUAGCCAUCACGGCCUUCGAAAUCGUCCGCAAAAUGACAGGCAUAACAGGAUACUCGAGUAUAUAUCAAUAUUUUACGACGUUCGAGAAUUUAAUGGAGUGGUUUGUGCUCCUUUCCGUUUUUUCCUUGUACAACAUUCAGAAGGAUUACGGCUGGCAGAAUCACGUGGGAGGCUACGCGGUACUCGGCGCUUGGACGAAUCUGAUGCUGAUGAUGGGUCAGCUGCCGAUGUUUGGAGAUUACGUGGCGAUGUACCAAAAGGUCCUAACAGAAUUUCUCAAGCUGCUACUGGCGUACAUAUGCUUACUUCUCGGAUUCGCGAUCUGCUUCUGCGUGGUGUUUGCGAACGAGGAAAUGUUCUCGAAUCCUCUCAUGGGAUUCAUAAGCACGCUGUCUAUGAUGGUGGGCGAGUUGAAUUUGAACAUCCUGAUCAACGACCCGAAUUUGGACGACCCACCGCUCAUAUUUGAGCUAUCGUCGCAAAUAAUAUUUAUUUUAUUCCUCAUGUUUGUGACUAUUAUCCUCAUGAACCUGCUGGUCGGUAUAGCGGUCCACGACAUUCAGGGGCUGAGGAAAACCGCCGGUCUCUCGAAGCUGGUGCGUCAGACGAAGCUCAUAUUGUUCGUGGAGAUGGGUAUAUUCAGCGCCUUACUGCCUUCGUGUCUUCAUAAACACGUCUACAGAACGGCUCUGGUUUCUCCCGAAGCCGGCAAAGUAAUAUUGAGCGUGAAACCUCUUAAUCCACACGAGAAGAGGCUUCCGACUGAAAUAAUGAUGGCCGCAUACGAGAUGGCACAAUUGAACAAAGUGAAAUCGGGCCGAUCGAUAAAAGAAAUGCUGUACAAGAAUCAGUACUCGUCGAAAUACAAGAAGGAGACCCAAACGAACGAUCACAACUUCAAUUUGGAGAUCAGGAAUAUGCAGGAGAAAAUAGAUCAGACGACUUUCAAUUUGAAGAAGAUAGACCAGGAGAUCCGGCAUUUGAAUACUCUUCUUCUAGAACAGCAGCAUCUUCUGCAGAAUCUGGUCAAAACUACUGAACGGGCUUACGCGACUCCUGCGCAGUAUUACGCGACAGAUUCGUCUUCAGUCUUCUUUGCCAGUGACAAUAUGUCUGAUGUUACAUCUAUCACUAAAGCGUAGUUUUUUAUGUUUAAUUUUAUUCGUUUUUUUAUAACUUGUGCAAACAGUAAAAUGUUAUAAAAAGGUCCUGUUUGCUAAUAGUAAAUGUCUCAUAAAGCCUUGAUAUUUUAAAAACAAAAACACUGUGUGUACUUUAACACUUUCUCUAAAAAUAACGCCAUUUUUGACAACAAUUUAUCUAAAAAAUCUAAAGUGACUUUUUUUUUUUGUAAUUAAAUCAAAUAAGAAUCAGGUAUUC